CCUCGUAUCUUUCUUGCCUUCCUCUUUUAUUUUUAAUCAAAAAGGACGCUUUAUUGCCUUCCUGGAGUAGUAUUUUUUUUAAGUAUUAGUAAAGUAAAGUACUAUCUCAUCAUCAUCAUCGCACUUUGCUUUAAAUUAUAGCUCGAGGAUAAUCAAACAUCUUACUGCGGAAAAAAAAGAAGCCUAAAGAAAAUAGAUAAAGAGAAAAAUAGUACAAUGAAUUGUCCCAGAGAUUGGCCAGAACCCAUAGUCCGAGUGCAAUCUUUAUCAGAUAGUGGAAUCUCCGAAAUUCCAGAAAGAUAUGUGAAGCCGCCAACGGACAGACCAAUAUCAUUAAGUAGUUCCUCCCAGAGUGAUGUGAACAUCCCAAUCAUCGAUCUUCAGGGAUUAUUCGACAAUGAAAGCAAAAGUUUUAGUGGCCUUAAAUCAUCGUUGAUAUAUGAGCAGAUAUCAGAGGCAUGCCGGAACUGGGGUUUCUUCCAGGUGGUGAACCAUGGUGUUCCUCCUGAGCUCAUGGACCAGGCAAGAGAAGUAUGGCAAGAAUUCUUUCACCAGCCCGUGGAAAUGAAGCAGUGUUACGCCAAUUCACCAAAGACUUACGAGGGCUAUGGCAGCCGCCUUGGUGUUGAGAAAGGUGCCAUUCUUGAUUGGAGUGACUAUUAUUUUCUUCACUAUCUUCCUUGUUCCUUCAAGGACCACAAAAAGUGGCCUGCUCUUCCUGUUUCUUUAAGGGAAGUGAUUGAAGAGUACUCAAAACAAGUGGUGAAUUUUGGGGGGCGUUUAAUGAAGGUAUUAUCAGCAAAUCUUGGAUUAAGUGAGGAUUACUUGGAAAAUGCAUUUGGAGGAGAAGAUAAUAUUGGAGCAUGUCUAAGGGUUAAUUUUUACCCAAAAUGUCCACAACCAGACCUUACAUUAGGCCUUUCGCCACAUUCUGAUCCUGGUGGAUUAACCUUUCUCCUCCCUGACCAGCACGUCGCCGGCCUUCAAGUUCGCCACAACGGGCACUGGAUUACUGUAAAACCAGCUUCACAUGCUUUCAUUGUCAAUAUUGGUGAUCAAGUUCAGUUCAACCAUUCCUAUCUCGUAUAUCCGUGAAGGACUGUGACUAUCUUGCUCUGUCAUUAAUCCAUGGAAGAAGAAUAGGGUGGGUUAGUGAUGAGUUGUGCUAUGAAUUGGGGAACGGGUGGAGUUUUGUUAAUUUUAUACAAUUAGUUUUUUUUUUUUUUUUUUUUGGUUUGUAUUGAAGAAAUGAAUGUAUUUCAAUUUGGUGUUGAUUCUUGGUGUUGUUCAUACGUGAAUGUUGAAGAGAUCAAUUUUAGCCAAUUAGUUUUCUUUUCUUUUUGUUUCUUCCUUCUUGCUGAGACAACAAUGGUGACUUCUUUAUUGGAAAAGACAACAACUAAAGAAAAGAAAAAUUAAAAAGUUAAAGAAAAAGUGGGAC
Molecule: messenger RNA, 1441 nt
Organism: Lycium ferocissimum
Lineage: Eukaryota; Viridiplantae; Streptophyta; Magnoliopsida; Solanales; Solanaceae
Product: jasmonate-induced oxygenase 2-like
Exons: 3
Coding region: 217-1095 (292 amino acids)
Source: RefSeq, a predicted model, not a curated record